AUGUGCCUCGCCCUCGUGUCCCGCACAAGUGUCCUCGGCAUCGUUAUGGCCUCUGCAAAGCAUACGUUCGGCGCCAAGUGCCGCCUCGCCCCGGUCCCGCGCCAGCCUCAUGACAAUGGCAUGCCCUCCGUCGAUGCCCAGUUCUUCUACUCGUCCCUCAUUCCCAUCGAUGACCCCUUGUCUACCAGCCCUACCGUUGGCGGCUAUGAUUCAAAGUCAUCCAGGCGACAACUUCGUCCUUUCGGCCGCGGCGACAAUGGUGCUCUUGACAAGGCAUGGCUGACCCUUGGGUCCGAUGCUGACCGCCACCACCACCGCCAAGCUAGAGCCGGCCACGACCACGCACCGGACGUGAUCAAGGAUGCCGCGGAAUUCAUGGCGCAGCUUGUGCAAACGCUCGCGCGCAAGCAUUGGGAAAAGCAUCGUCCCGCAUCUCGCUCCCAUCAUCCCUCCGGACCGGCCGCACAAGCCCUAGUGAGCGCUGCUACGGCCCCAUGCUGCUCCGAGCUCUCCGUGGACGUCUCUCAAGCGCUUCACAACGGCUUCUGUAGCCUCGCCAGAAAACAGAUCGUCGAGCUAGGCCUGGAUAAUGUCGUCCAGGAAGUUGUCGCCGCCAUGAAUGGAAGAUCCCCGGUCAAGGACCAGGGCAAUGACGCGACCUCGGAUGAUACCACCAAGGGCCGGUCUUCUGAGCCCGUGAAUCCGCCAAAGGCGACCAGUCGCGGUAGACAACCGGUGGAGAUUGUAGUUGGCGUGUCCCGGUUGCACAAAGUGUCUCUUCCUACGCUGCAGAUGAAGCCAAUAUACUGGUCCCCCAUCAACGACAUUGCAGUCGUGAUGAGGGCAACCUGGUUUUACAGAGAUACAAUGAUGCCGGUGGCUCCGGCUGUAGCCAACCAGCUCGAAGCUGGGUAUCAAGAGCUGCGACCGUGGACAGAGACUUGGAAUGAUGAAAUACGAUGUGCUCUUGAGGUUGGCCCGCUCGGCGAAGAGAAAAUUUCGCACUGUCUCUGGCCCGAGAACUCGAACCAGUUGGGCGGGGCCAAGGACGGCGAGCCCGAGCCCGAGUCCGCGAUAGCUUCGGAUCCCUUUUGCGCCGCGCGCUGUUUUCAUGGUGAAGCUGCAGCACAAGGGUCUAUCGAGCCUGCUCUGGAAGGGCGAUCGGCCGCCAAGGAGCCGCCAAGCCGGCCGUUUGCGAGUUACCAUGUUGUUUACAAAGACAGCACACACGCGUUCCUCCUGAAGCCAAGCCUCAAGCCCUCGGCCUAUUACGGAAGGAAGCCUGUGCAGAAGAUUACAAAGGGCAUCACGGUUGGUGUUCCAGUUACUCGGGGAUUUGACAGGCAAGCUUGGGAGCGCCUCCAUGACAAAGCGCAAGCACCGAACAAGCCGGGUGCCUCCGCGGCCCAGGAAUCCCAUGAGAGUAGCGGGCCCGGCGCCUGCCCCGCUUGCAAGGCAGAGAAAGACCGCGGCCAGGUCACCGAUCUCGUCCUCGUGGCACACGGCAUUGGCCAGAAAUUCGCAGAGAGGGUAGAGAGCUUCCACUUCACUCACGCCAUCAAUGGGUUUCGCCGGGCCGUGAACAUGGAAAUGGCCAACCCCAUCGUUCAGCGAGUCCUCCGCAGGGACCAGAACGGCCUCAUGAUUUUGCCUUUGAAUUGGAGGAUGGGACUGUCGUUUGAAGACGGCGGCCCGCUUCGCGAGGAAGACAUGUCGGAGUAUGCCCCUGAUGCGUUUGCGCUCAAGGACAUUGAGCCAGAUACCAUCCCCGCCAUCCGCAGCAUGAUGUCGGACGUCAUGUUCGACAUACCAUUCUACAUGUCUCACCACAAGAGCAAGAUGAUCAACGCACUCGUGUCCGAGGCAAACCGCGUGUAUCGCCUGUGGUGUCGAAACAACCCCGGGUUCGCCGAGAGAGGGCGCGUGCACCUCAUUGCGCAUUCGCUGGGGAGCGCCAUGGCCCUGGAUGUGCUGUCACGUCAGCCUACGUGUGUGCCAAGCUUGAACAUGUCCCAUCCCGAGCCGGAGACGCCGCACUUCGAGUUUGACACAAAGAACCUGUUUCUUGUGGGCAGCCCGGCUGGAUUCUUCCUCUUGCUUGAGCGAGGCGCUCUCAUGCCUCGGCGCGGGCGUCAAAAGCCUGGCGCCGAUCCUGGCGAUGUGACUGCCAAGAAUGUCGUGGCGAACGCGGGUACUUUCGGAUGUCUGGCUGUGGACAAUAUCUACAACGUCCUCGCAAAGGAGGAUCCUAUUGCCUAUCUGCUAAACGGAGCCGUGGACCCCGCGUACUCGGCGAGCCUCAAGACCGCUUAUGUCCCCAGCACGUCGACUUCCCUCCUCAAGUCACUGGGCGAUGCCUUGGAGAUGGAGGUGCAUGACUUUACACGUGAAGAAAUUGCCGAAAAGAAGGCUUUUCUUCUCAACGACAACGGACAGAUAGAUUGGUUCCUGCGAUCUGGAGGUGGCCCGCUCGAGAUUCAGUACCUCAACAUGCUCAGCGCGCACUCCAGCUACUGGUACAACCAGGACUUUAUUCGCAUGCUCUGCAUUGAGAUUGGUCGGCAGCCUGGCCGGGCCAACACGCUACCAGCGAUGCGAGCCGUCAAGGCGACCAAGCGUUUCUCGCCUGCAAAGUAG
Messenger RNA from Hirsutella rhossiliensis, 2637 nucleotides. RefSeq names its product DDHD domain-containing protein. The coding region runs from base 1 to 2637 and encodes 878 amino acids. The record is from RefSeq and is a predicted model, not a curated record. NCBI's taxonomy places the organism in Eukaryota, Fungi, Ascomycota, Sordariomycetes, Hypocreales, Ophiocordycipitaceae. The transcript has 5 exons. Gene Ontology annotation, cellular component: cytoplasm. Gene Ontology annotation, molecular function: metal ion binding; glycerophospholipase activity.